Messenger RNA from Coniosporium apollinis CBS 100218, 1059 nucleotides. RefSeq lists its product as uncharacterized. The transcript is spliced from 2 exons. Lineage: Eukaryota; Fungi; Ascomycota; Dothideomycetes. Bases 1 to 1059 code for a protein of 352 amino acids. The record is from RefSeq and is a predicted model, not a curated record.
AUGGCUUUCACCACUCCUGCUGGUGCCGCUGCCGGUCCUCCACUUUGCGACAACCACGCCUGCGCUCACUGUGGGGCACCAGCAACGCUUACAUGCGCCGCCUGCAAAGACGCUCCAGCAUUCGAAGACAAGAUCGAAACGAAGUGGUACUGCAACGCCGACUGUCAGAAGGCGGACUGGCCGGGUCACAAGUCCAUUUGCAAGAAGCUCAAUGCCCGCAAGAGGCUCUCUCGCGCCGCAGAGAUUGCUCAGUCCCUCUGGUACAUCUUCCGAGAAGAGACCAAUGAUUACAGUAUCGUGGGCAUAUCGUUCAAGAACGGAGUGUACUAUCUCCAAGAAGCAGAUGGUGGCAUUGUUGACCGUUGGAACAAGGGCUACCGUUAUCCCUUCCCCAAUCAGCUAAUGCCGGAUGAGUCCAUGAAGCGAGCCAUACUCACGCACAUGCUGUGCACAGAUGCGCUUGGCUACAUGCAUACCACAAUUGCAGGACUGCUAGAAGGUCUCUACGCUGAGAUCAGCGAAAUCCGAUUCGAUGUUAUGAGCGAAUGCAGAUCGCGUCGCCUCAAGAGCGUCAACAUCCAUGGUCAGGCCGAUGAGAAGGAAUACAGCCACCACAUCCUGCAAGUGAAGCUUAAAUCCGGAGAGAUCUACGUUAUGGACCUCACAGGCGCCCAGUACGGCUUCGACGACGCCCUGGUACCUUGGGCGGAAUACGUAUGGAAGAUGCGCGCACUGGUGGAUGUAAACACGUUCGGGUACCUCCGGAAAGUCAUCCAUGAGCCGCUCGGAAAGCGCGACCUUGAAGACCUUCUGAGACGCUACUAUGUGGAGAUGGAUCGAGGGUUUGAGGCCGCCCUCGCAGAGGCGCUCAUUCUUGCUGGAGGACUCUCGCUCAGUAAACUGGUUACAUUGCCAGAGCCUGCUUUCAGAGAGAAGCGGUCACAGAUCUUGAUGCAUGUUCAAGCCAGAUUGCGUCUCGCGGCUGAACUCAUGGACAAGAUCACCGUCAAGCGACUCGCCGCCACGCAUAACAUAAACCUACUGGCGUGUUUCAAAUGA